UUAGCAUGCAUAUUUAUAUAGAUACGCACAUCUGUUUGUCAGGGUUGUGUGCAUAUACACAUACAUUAUACACAUAGAACAUCUGCAUAAAAUGCAGAUCUAGGCGCAGAGUCAAAUCUGCCUCUACCUAUCUAAUCCUGCAACACGCUCAUGUACCGCUUGAUGUUUGUCUGCCUGGCAGCAGCGUGGCUGUUAAAUGAAAGGUUUUUUUUUUUUAUGAGUGUUUUACAUCGGGGUGUGUGUGUGAAAUGUUGGGGUUUUAUGACAUCACAUGGCUAAAGCGCCCAAUCAGCUUCCAGAUUUGAGAAAUUAUUUGGUGGGGUGUUUCCUACCAUAUACUGUACUCCGGGAGCUUGGUCUUUAAGAAAGCAGCCCAGCAAAAGGUGGGGACUCCCCCGCAGGAUUCCAUGCGAUACCAUUUUUAGCCCACCACCUCCACCUCCACCUCCACCGCUUUGUUUGCUUAGCAUCUCCCUGGCAGUGCCCAGCAAAAGGGGGGGACCUGCUGGCUGGUUUCUUUUCGGAGAGAGGUUAUUUUUGAAGCGGAAGGUGGUGGUGGUGGUGGUGGGAGUGUGGGGGGGGGGGAGUCUUGGAAGGCGGCAAGAUGCUUGGCUUCUUUAUUUUUCUUUCUCUCUCGCUGCCUUUUUUGGUUGGGGAGGGGGAAGGUGAGAAAUCUAGCCCCAGCGCAGGAGGGGGAACUGGGUGUUUGGAAGAUGUUGCGAAUCAUUGACUGGAGCGUUUGAAAGGGAAAUCGACGGCUUUGCAGCUUCCCCCCAACACACACCCACCCCCCUUCUCCCCUUUUUUUGUGGGUCGGAUUGGUGAUCAAGGAGUGGGAACGCAGAUGCCCUUCUUUCCAAUGACCCCGGGGGAAGAGACAGAGUAAAUUCUCCUUGCAACAUGUUCCUGACCUGCGAAGGGACCUUCGGAAUGGUGCCAGCCACCAUGGAUUACAAGGGGGAAGCCAGGCCAGGGGAAUUCCAGACUGGCUACCAAGAAAUCGAAGGGAUAAACCUGGGAUACUUACAGAUCAAUGGCACACAGAUGUUUGCUUUGGCCCAGGUCCUCAGCGACCUGUUUAAGGAUAUCCCCAGGACCACCAUCAGCAAGAAGAUGGAGACCUUAAAGAUCAAGAGCCGCCGCUGCGAUCUCAGGGAGCUCCGGACCCUCAAAGCCAUCAACUCCGUGCCCACCCGAGCGGUGAAAUGCUCGCUCAUCUCCAAGGCAGACCUGGAGGCGCUCUGCACCUCCUGCAAGAGCCUCAGCCCCCGCAGGAGGAAGAGGAAGAGGAGGGAGCAGCUGCUGCUGCCGGGCCCCGCGGAUCUGUUCGACUGCCCCCGGCAGCCGCUGCGGUCCCCAUACGGAGCCGGCCCCUACUGCACCCAGAAGCCGGGGAUCUGCACCGAGCUGGCCCCCGCACCCCAUCCCGCCCCGGCCGGGCUCUUCCAAAACUAUGACAAAGCCACCCGGGGCAGGAAGGGCUACGGCCUGGAAGGACGCGGGGGGCUCUUCUCCGGCGUGUUGAGCGCCUGCCCCCGGGACCUCCAGCUGCUCCACUCGGCAGCCCGGGCGCACGGAGCCGGGCAGGCGUCUCCCCAGCCAGAGCCCGGCCGGCCCAAGCGGGGCUCCUGCUGCUCCAAAGGGCUCUUUCCCGAGGAGAAGGGCCCGGGGGCGGCCAGGAAAGGCCGCCUCUUCCCGGGCUGCAAGAGGCAGGGCACCUCGGCCGGCUACUCCAGCGACUCGGAUUCCAGCCUGGACUUCGGGGGCUCCAGCCCGGCCACCUCCAGCGACUCGUCGGAGGAGGAGGAGGAAGAGGAAGAGGAGGGGGACACGUCGUGCAGCAGCGAGGAAGGCAGCUCCUCGGAGUCGGAGAGCAGCUCGCUGUGCAGCGGGGACUCGGUGCAGAGCACCCGCUACAGGCAGGCGGCUCUGCCCAGGUUCCAGCAGCUGUCCCACCCCCCCAGAGAGCCCAGCGGAGACGAGAGGCUCCCGGAGCCCCACAAAGCAGCCCUGCGUCCCGAUCCCAACCUCCUGCUCCUCUCCCAGCAGCUCUGGGCCAGGACUCUGAGAGCGUCAACUUUGGAAAGUUUGAGGCCGCUUCCAGCCCUGGGAGCCGGGGCUCCGCAGCAGCAGCCGGAGCUAGCGUGCGCAAAGCGGGAGGCCCCCUCCUCCCGUUCCUCCCCGAGCUGCAGCUACCCUGUGGGGGACCCACAACAAAAGGCGGGAGGCUGUGGGGCGACAGAGCCCUGCGCCAAAGGGGAGGAUUUGCACAAAGAUGCCUCAAACAAUGCAGCCUCGUUAGGCCCCAGUGACCAAGCAGAGAGGCAGCUCGCUGCGUUAGCCGGGCGAUCUGCUUCCCAAGAGCCAGCCCUGGGCUCAGCUCCUCCGCUCUCAGCUCAGGAAUUCGCAGGGAGCCUCAGCCCGGCUCCCCAGAGGGCCUUAGGGGAGCCCAGGAGGGAGCAUUUCGACAGGCUCAUCAGGCAAUCCAAGCUGUGGUGUUAUGCAAAAGGGUUCAACGCGGAUGGGAAAAGUUUGCGGCCCGGAGGGAAGACGGAGCCGUGCAAAGAGGCCGAGCUCCAAUGCCCCGGCUCCAAAAGCGCACCGAGCCCCAGCCCCUUGUCAAACAAAGCUUUGAAAGGCAAUGGCUCGGAAAGGAAUUCCAAGCGCAGACGCCUUGCCAGAGGCGUUGAGGCAGAACGGCAACAAAACUCCAGUAAGGGGAGGCCACAAAAGACUCCGAGGAGGAAUGUCCAAAAGGGAAAGGCCCAUUGCAAACGCCUGGCCAGCGCCGGGCCAGCCCCAGGCAGGAAUUCCUUCAGCCUCAUGGGCAACUUCCCCUGCACCCCUUCCCUGGUAGUGGGGGAGGAUGGGGAUCUGCGUCCCGCCGCCUCCCUGUGCGUAAAGAACUCCAGAGCGCUUUCCAAAACGCACCCGUUGUGGAGUUGGCAGGUGGGCGGCAGCGCCCUCCCUGUGCCCCCCAGCCUCAAAUUCCGGGGCUGUGGCCUGGAGGGUUUCUAAACGAGGCCAGAUGAAUGUUCGCCAGCCAGGUUUACAUGCAACAGUUGAGGGAGGGGGAGAGGGAGAUGGGAACCGGAUUAAUCCCAAAGACCGAAGGGAUCUGAAGUGCCCAACUGGAGACGCCUUGAUUUUCAGGAAGGGCUGAGCACCCCAGCUUCUAACCCACCCGCAGCGCCCUUUAAGGUGUCUGACCCCCAAAUCACGUUAGGAAACCUUGGCCACAUAUAUCUACUGCUGGGAAUUUGGAGAGGGGGAGGAAAGGGAUUUCAACUCUGGUUUCUUUUUUGGGUGGUCCAUCUUUCGGGGGUUCUGUGCGAAAGUAAAACACCCGCUCCCAAACCAGGUCAGCUGGAGGAAUACCUCACCCCCUUUACAUUCAGUGGUUUAUUCCAAGCAGGGUGAUUUGGACUAAAAUGUGCAUAUUGACUGGGAAGUGUUCAAGUAGUCCUGCCCUCCUUCCCCUCUCCAAGCUAAAGGAGAACUGUCCUCCCUUUCCAUUCACCCCAAGUUAAUUGUAUAUUGUCCCUUCCCACUUCCUCUGCGUUUGUGGGAGAAUUUAAUGCUGUCAUCCCAACACACAUUAAACUGAUCUCAUCAAAGCUUUCUCUUAAAAAAAAAAAAGCUGAAGAAAGAAAAGAAUGGAUCUAAUUCCUCCUUUCCUUGAUACAUGCAUUGGAUUAAAAUAAUAACAAUCACAUGCAGAGAGAAAGAAUGAUCUCUUUUAUAGAAAAAAUACCCCCUCUUUUGCAUUAAUCAAUCUCAUACGAAAAAUUGCAAGCAGCUAUUUAAACUAAAUAAUCUACUUUAACUACCAAAGAGAAAAAAACCAUAACCCCUCCCACACACACUAAAAAGAAUAGGGAGUUUUGUCUGCAAAAAGAAAACAGGCGGGUUUCAGAGGAAGUUAUUGGAAACUUCUGCAUGUAAAUGAAAAAGAAAAAAGAGUUGUUUGCUGGAUACCCUAAGUCGGAUAGCCUAAAGGUAGCAGGCCUGUAAAAGCUUUAUUGACGCAAGAAAUAGGAGCCAGGAGCAUUAGGAAUAAAGUACAGAUGGACAAUUUGAUCUCUAUUAAGCUCCAAAGUGGAAUGCGGAGAAGAAUGUUAAGAGAAAGUUUCUCUUGUCUGUAAAGGAAAUCAUAUCUCAGUCUAACUCUGCUUACAAACCAGUGUCUUGUAACUGGCCCUUUCGACUGUUUCUGAUUUGAUUUCACCCCUCUCUGACAUCAAAGUUCAACUGGCUCUGAAGUCUGUUCUGUUUUGGAAAUGUUAGACAAAUCAAAGUGACUGUGAGGGCUUUUUUGUUUGGUUGGUUUUUUUGGUUUUUUUGGUUUUUGUUUUUUUUUCUCCCACUCUUUUCCAGCCUAAAAUAUUUUCAACAAAACGCGGAUCUGACACAGUCUAAGACCCUGCGAUUCCCUCACUUUCAACACAUUGGUGUGAAUGUUUUAAUUUCCCCCCCUCUAUAGUGUUAUAAUUGACUCCAGCCCACAUCGUAUACAUGGGGUUUUACUUACAAUAGAAAGAAAAGAAAAGAAAAGAAAAGAAA
Dermochelys coriacea (leatherback sea turtle) is the source of this 4563-nucleotide messenger RNA. It is a transcript of the gene EPOP, whose product is annotated as elongin BC and polycomb repressive complex 2 associated protein. The coding region runs from base 901 to 3018 and encodes 705 amino acids. NCBI's taxonomy places the organism in Eukaryota, Metazoa, Chordata, Testudines, Dermochelyidae. The transcript has a single exon. The record is from RefSeq and is a predicted model, not a curated record.